AGAGGCUGCCAAGUGGCAGCUUCUCAUUAGCUGGCGGUCCAGGAGCCGUGAAUGACGCACAGCCGGCGCCAGGUUCAAAGUGCCGUCUCUCCCCCCCUCCGCCGCUGCCACAGCCGCCAGAGUGUGACUGAGCCGCGGGUUGUAACGCCCGAUCCCACCCCCCCACCCCCCGCAGCCGCCGGAGUUAACUGUUAACUGACGCUGAGCAGCGGCCAGUAAUGCCCAUGCCCACUCCCCAUCUCCCUGCCAGCGCAGCAGCUUAAAUUCCACCCUACCCCUAAGCUUAGUGACCCGCGGCCUGUAAUGCCCUCCCCACCUCCACCGGAGCACUGUCUGCAAGUGAAUGAUGGUCCGAGGCCCUAUCCUAACCGUGGCACACCCCUGGGCGUCUGGCAGGAGAGUCAACUCGCCCUCCACAUGAAGACCUCCAGAAUCAGGCUAUCAACCUGCAGCUAUCUGAAUAGAUAAAGCUUGAUCUUUGCACCUGGGAACUGAGAGCAGGACAGAAGAAGAUAUAAUACUAUAUAGUAGACUGGUGUGAUCCUAACAUCCCUACUUGGCUAUUCCCCACCUUGUGAAUCUGGUAACUCAGAUUACGAAGAGCUCAAAAAGGAAGCAUUUGUAUGAAAAAAGAGGAAUCAGCAACUUCAUGCACACACGGAGGACCUUCCAAAUAGUGAUCAGCAGUGGAAAAUGUCUGAGAAGUGCAUUGAUUAUAAGGGAAUACGCUUUCCUCAUUUGUCAACCAGUGUAGAAGGUCUCACAUUUUUGGAAAAUGAAUUUCAAGCCCAGGAUAAUGACCUCUUUAAUAUCACGUAUCCAAAAUCAGGUACUACAUGGAUGAUUGAAAUCUUAAGCCUUAUCCAUAACAAUGGUGACCCAACAUGGAACAAAACUGUCCCCAACUGGGGCAGGAUACCAUGGUUAGAAUCUCCUGGCACUGUUCAAAGAGUGAAAACAAAUGCAGACCGUCCACAUCUUUUUACCAGUCAUUUGCAAAGAAAACUUUUAAAGAAAGCAUUAUCUGGUUCUAAGGCUAAGGUCAUAUAUACAAUCAGAGAGCCUAAGGAUGUUGUGGUUUCUCUUUUAUAUUUUGCCAAAAUGAGCGUGUUCUAUGAAGAACCAGAAACUUUUGAUCAGUUUCUUAAAGAUUAUUUAUCAGGAGCCUUGCCCUAUGGAUCUUGGUUUGAUCAUGUCAAGGGAUGGAUGGAAAUGUUGGGGAAAGAAAAUUUUAUGUUCCAGACGUAUAAUGAUCUUCAGAUGGACCUGCGGGGUAGUGUGGUAAAGCUUUGCAAAUUUCUUGGAAAGGAGUUAGAUGAAAGAGCUCUGGAUUCUGUGGUUGAAAAUGCUUCUUUCCAGAAUAUGAAAGAAAACAAAAUGGCUAAUUUUACUCUUCUCCAGGAUAUUUACAUGGACCAUGAGAAAAGUCCAUUUAUUAGAAAAGGAAUAAUUGGAGAUUGGAAGAAUCAUUUUACUGUGGAUCAAGUUGAUUACUUUAAGAAUAUAUACAAGAAAGAAAUGCAAAAUUUUAAUGUAGUGUUUCCCUGGGAUACGAUUUUAUAAAAGUAUUUCUUAAAAAAUAAUUUUUGGUAAAGUGUUUUCAAAUUUGUUGUAUUAGUUGGCAUGAUAUUAGUUUAACAAAAAAAAAUCACAAAAAUAUGAUCUGGCAUUUUGACAUUUAACUUAUUAGUAGAAAAUGAGGCUUUUGUCGACAUCAAUGUGAGGUGCAAUAAUAAAGGAAAUGACAAUUGUGUAAUAUUUGGUGUUUUAGUGUUCUAGAAAU
Molecule: messenger RNA, 1783 nt
Organism: Pseudophryne corroboree (corroboree frog)
Lineage: Eukaryota; Metazoa; Chordata; Amphibia; Anura; Myobatrachidae
Product: sulfotransferase 2B1-like
Exons: 9
Coding region: 694-1563 (289 amino acids)
Biological process (GO): sulfation
Cellular component (GO): cytoplasm
Molecular function (GO): sulfotransferase activity
Source: RefSeq, a predicted model, not a curated record